Messenger RNA from Arabidopsis lyrata subsp. lyrata, 429 nucleotides. RefSeq names its product ATP sulfurylase 2. The coding region runs from base 13 to 429 and encodes 138 amino acids. Gene Ontology annotation, biological process: sulfate assimilation. Gene Ontology annotation, molecular function: adenylylsulfate kinase activity. Lineage: Eukaryota; Viridiplantae; Streptophyta; Magnoliopsida; Brassicales; Brassicaceae. The transcript has 2 exons. The record is from RefSeq and is a predicted model, not a curated record.
CGAAACCCUAUAAUGCAAUCUGUUUCGAAAAUGACUAUUAAGAGCUCAUUGAUUGAUCCCGACGGUGGUGAAUUGGUGGAAUUGAUUGUACCGGAAUCUGAAAUCGGAGCGAAGAGAGCUGAAUCAGAGACGAUGCCGAAAGUGAAGCUGACGAAGAUUGAUCUUGAGUGGGUUCAUGUGAUUAGUGAAGGCUGGGCUAGUCCUUUAAAAGGGUUCAUGACAGAAGAUGAGUAUCUACAAAGUUUGCAUUUUAAUUCUCUUAGAUUAAAAAAUGGGACUUUUGUGAAUAUGUCUCUUCCUAUUGUUCUUGCUAUUGAUGAAGAGACUAAGGAACAAAUCGGAUCAUCCAAGAAUGUUGCUCUUGUUAGCCCUCAAGGAGAUAUCAUUGGUUCUCUUCGAAGUGUGGAGAUAUACAAUCUUGAAAACUGA